This is a messenger RNA of Ipomoea nil (Japanese morning glory), 1202 nucleotides long. Its product is annotated as membrane-anchored ubiquitin-fold protein 6-like. The coding region runs from base 503 to 862 and encodes 119 amino acids. The record is from RefSeq and is a predicted model, not a curated record. The transcript is spliced from 3 exons. Gene Ontology annotation, molecular function: protein binding. Lineage: Eukaryota; Viridiplantae; Streptophyta; Magnoliopsida; Solanales; Convolvulaceae.
AGGAGAUUUUCCAGUUAAUGGCAGUAGUGGUGGGAAUCUUGCUGGGAAACUUUCCAUUCUGAAUCUUUCUUUCCUUCUUUCCACAUCAACCCAACUCCAGCUCAAAUCAAGAAACAUACAGAACAGUUCUCUCUCGUUUUUCUACAAGUGAUUCCUAUCUCACCUCCUCAAUUAAUCUCUCCGUCAAUCAAUCACUUCAAUCCUUGGUCGCCAUCAACAGAAGAUUUUGGAAUUGGUGAUUUCCUCAGUUAAAGCCCGAGUCUUGAUUUGGGCUGCGGAUGAUUUGGUCUCCCUCGGGUGUAUAAUGCCAGGAUACAAAGACUGUCUCCUGCGAAUCUUGAUCUGGGUCUCAGUUAUUUUGUUGGGAAAUUGAGUUUAUUGAUCAGGGUUUUAAUUCAGAUUGGGUUUGUUUUCUGGGUUUCAAAGGGAGGGCAAUCAAAAUUGAGGCUUUGUAUGAAGUGGGAGCUGAUUUGUGUUGUGAGAACCUGAGGAAGUGUUUUCAAUGGCUGCGGCAGAAUUGGUUGACAUCAAAUUCCGGCUUGCUGAUGGCACUGAUAUUGGACCGGAUAAGUAUGGUCCUAGUUCCACUGUGGGAUCUCUCAAAGAGCAGAUAAUUUCACAAUGGCCCAAAGAUAAAGAAAAUGGGCCUAAGACGAUCAAUGAUGUGAAGCUUAUUAACGCAGGAAAAAUACUUGAGAACACUAAAACACUUGCUGAAUCUGGACUUCCUGUUGCUGAAGAUCCGGGAUGUCUCGUCACUAUGCAUGUUCUUGUGCGCCCUUCUAUUGCCGGGAAAAAGAGUGAUAAGCUGCGGCACAAGGAUACCUCAAAAUCAGCGGGGUGUUCGUGUUCUAUAUUGUAAUAACUCGUAUGACAGAUAACCGGAUUUCAUCUUCCAAUGGCGAGGAUCGGAGUGUUUUUCCUCUGGUAAAGAAUAGCAGAGGAUGCAUUGAAGAGUAUGUAAAGCCUGCUGCUAGCAGAUUCAUUCUGCUGCAAAAAUGCAUAUAUACUUUGAAGGUCUAAUAUCAUCUACCUUGUCUCUCUGCAGAUGAUGAGGACCUUGCAUAAUACAAACAAUUGUCCAAGAAAUCAUAGUUUUAAAUCCUUUUUCUUGAAUUAACAUGAAAACUUAGCAAAUAAUGUUGUAUACUCAUAUAUUUACAGUGGAUUGCAUCGAUAGAAACUCGUGGGGUUGUUGAUUA